GAGUUCAACCCCAGACAGGCUCACAACUUCCUUCCUGCUUUCCUACCCCCUCCCUCCGCGCUCUGCUCCUUCUCUCUUCUCUUCUCCCUCCGCUCCUUUCCCCGCGUUUCCAGCCGCACCGGGAGCGGGCGCCGCGGCGCAGAGGCGUCCGCACAGCCUCCGCGGGCGGCGGGGUGGGGAGAGCCCGGCACCCCCCGACCCUCGCCGAGAGGAGACGAAAGCUGCUUAAAUACGGGCGGCGAGCAGCAGCGCCGGCCGGGCGCCGGGGCUGCGCGGUCGCGCCCGCGCCCGCGGAGAUGGUGGCUGGAGCGCGCUGCGGGCGGCGGCGGCGGCGGGCGCUGCCGCGCGGCGCGCACUGAGCGCGGAGCCUGCUCGCAGCCAACCCAUUUUAUGGAGCUGCAGGCCGGGGCCAGCCCAGCUCCUCUGCCGCCCCCCGGCGAUGCUGCUGGUCCUGGCACGGAGAGACCCCUGGCAGCCCCGUGGAGCCUGAGCGCCGAGGCAGCGGCGGCGGCAGCCCCCCUGUGCGCCCCGGCUGACUACUAUGGCUGUGUACUGCUAUGCGCUCAAUAGCUUGGUGAUGAUGAAUAGCAACAGCGAGGUGACGAGCGGCGGGAGCAAGACGCCGCCUCCCCCCAGACAAGUGCUGUCCGGGUGCCCGGAGACUCCCGGCAGCUGCCUCCCGCUCCCUGUCUUCAGCCCGGCCCCCGUGCCGCCCCGCUCGCCGCGCCGCGGCCCCGCUUUCCUCUUCCCGCCACCCGAGGAGUCCCCACGGCCGCUGGGCAGCCAGGGCGGCGAGCGGCAGCCGGGCCCCGCGGCGGUGCACCGCCUGCAGCGGGAGCUGCACAACGUCCAGGUGAACCAGAAAGUGGGGCUCUUUGAGGCGCACAUCCAGGCGCACAGCUCCGCCGCCCACCCGCCGCGCAGCCCGCGGCUGCCCUCGCCCCGGCCCCGGCCCGCCAGCCCCACGGCGACCGUGGCGGGACUUAGCCUUGGCCCCCGGCUGCGGGCCUACGGGCAGAGUGAGGCCCCUGAUGGCGGUGGGGUGUGGGGCUGGGCGAGCGCCGCAGGCCCCCCCAGGGGCUCGGCGGCGAUGGAGGCGCAGAGCAUGGAGCAGGCACUGGGCGGCAGCCCCCUGCAGCCAUCGGGGCCUGGGCCACAGCGGGACGAGGUAGUGGUGGCCCCCGCGGGACUGAAGGGCUGUUGCCCCGGGGGUGGCAGCAGCAUCCCCGCUGUCAUCGUUACGGACCUGGGGGGCCCGGAGGAGGAGGCGGGCGCCGUGCCCCCCGGCAGCCUGCCCGUCCGGAAGCUGUCGUCGUCCUCGGCCUCUUCCACCGGCUUCUCCUCGUCCUGGGAGGAGUCCGAGGAGGACAUCUCCAGCGACCCCGAGCGCACACUGGACCAGGCGCCCGCCUUCCUGCAGACCCUGGACCAGCAGAAGCCCCGAGUGAGCAAAUCAUGGCGGAAGAUCAAGAAUAUGGUGCACUGGUCCCCAUUUGUGAUGUCCUUCAAGAAGAAGUACCCUUGGAUCCAGCUAGCAGGACAUGCAGGCAGUUUCAAGGCAGCAGCUAACGGCAGGAUCCUGAAGAAGCACUGUGAGUCAGAGCAGCGCUGCCUGGACCGCCUGAUGAAUGAUGUCCUGAAGCCUUACGUCCCUGCCUACCACGGGGACGUCGUGAAGGACGGGGAGCGAUACAACCAGAUGGAAGAUUUGCUGGCUGAAUUUGACUCCCCCUGUGUUAUGGACUGCAAAAUGGGGGUCAGGACCUACUUGGAGGAGGAGCUGAUAAAGGCCAGGAAGAAGCCAAGCCUGCGGAAGGACAUGUACCAGAAGAUGAUUGAAGUGGACCCCGAGGCCCCGACCGAGGAGGAGAAUGUGCUGCGGGCAGUGACCAAGCCCCGAUACAUGCAGUGGCGGGAGACCAUUAGCUCCACAGCCACGCUGGGGUUCAGGAUCGAAGGGAUAAAGAAAGAAGAUGGCACCGUGAACCGGGAUUUCAAGAAGACACGGACAAAGGAACAAGUCACCGAGGCCUUCAGAGAGUUCACUAAGGGAAAUCGUAAUGUUUUGAACAGUUACCUUAAUCGGUUGAAGGGUAUCCGUGCUACCCUGGAGACAUCCCCGUUCUUUAAGUGCCAUGAGGUAAUUGGGAGCUCCCUCCUUUUCAUUCAUGACAAAAAGGAGCAGGCCAAAGUCUGGAUGAUUGAUUUUGGGAAAACCACACCGCUGCCAGAGGGACAAGUUCUCCAGCACAAUGUGCCCUGGGUAGAGGGGAACAGAGAGGAUGGCUACCUCUGGGGGCUCGACAACCUCAUUCAGAUCCUAAUGGAGUUGUCCCAGAGCGAAGACUUGCAUUAAAGCUGGCCAUCCAACUCUGCCACUACCCUGAAUCCUGUCUCCCAACUGACUCUUCUGAACUGCACUACAAGACACUUUCCAACCCUUGCCCUUCCGAUUUUAAAGCUAUACUCUUCCUAUUUAAGGUGUUUUUGUUGUGUUUUUUUUUUUAGGGUUUUUCUUUUUUUCUUAUUUGUAAAUAUGUAGCUAACCUGCCAGAACAAAAGCUGAACUUGAAACCUCAGUGUCACAGAUUUGGUGAAAGCAUACAGCGGUGCCAGCCGUUAAUGGCAUGGGAGGGUUUGGUUAGGCAAAUGAGUGCUUUGCCUAUCAUGUUUUUUUCUCUCAUGUGGCCAGAUUUUAGGAGGGCUGCCCUGCCACCUCAGCCUCAUCGGCUGCCGUGAGGUACUCCUGCAGUGGUUCAUCUAGAGAGCCCCUGGGUGCCCAAGGCCACCAGCAGCCAAGGCAGGGGAUAGUGGGGUGGAAGGCCUUUGGUUUUCUUCGCUAGCAUCUUUCUCCCUAGGAAACCAGCUGUGCUGAGUCCGUAAGAAUCACUGGAAAGGCAGAUGGGGGGCUUUCCUCCCUCUGCCUGAGGUGUCCUGUUAAUCCCGUGGAGGCUGCUCCUUCAUCUUUACGUGGUGUUUUGCUUUCCUCAGCUGCAGGCAGGUGCCCUGGUGUGUGGUGAUGCAUGGUGAUCUCCAACCUGCCGUGGGGACUGCAGACCUCGGGCAGUGCUGGGGGAGAGGAAGAUGGUUUUUAAGGGACCAGGCUGGUGGAGGCGCCUGCAGCUGCAGCGGCAGGGGAUGAACCGCUGCCGCACGGCACCUGUCGAAGUGGCCAUGGGGACGGUGCUUGGCAAAACAGAGGUGGUGUGAGGCCUCCCCACACCGUCCUGCUUCCUGCAGAGCUCACCCUGUCGGGCGCAGGGCCCCGGCGUGUGUUUCCUUGCUGGCUCUGCACAGAGCGGGCUGUGCACACGGUCGCUGCCGAGUCCCAUGGAAACAGCCAGUUCCCUAUUGAGGGUGGAGGCUAUUUUUUAACUUCCUGGAACAUUUGAACUAAGCAGCUUGCUCACAUCAGAGCUGGCUUGCUAAAGGUCAGCUAUCAGCAGGCGGCGGGGAGGGGAGGCUGUGGCCCAUGUUUCAUCUUCAGAGCAGGCCUGGACGUCCCUCAGAUGGAGGACAUGGGGUGCACGGGAGGCUGAGGUCACGCGCUGUUGUGCAGGUCGCUCUCCAGGAGCGACAGAGGCCAUGUAGGAGCCUGCCUGGGGCCAACUCCUCGCUCCCUCACUCCAUCCCUAAAACCACUGUCUCAUCUCAGUCCCCAGGAGCGGAGCUGGAGGGCCCCUCUGCUGCCAUCAGGUGGCCACAGCUUCCUCCAUUAGGGAGGUCUUCUGGCAGCAAUAAGAAGGAUUUGGCCAUUGGUUGUUUUGCAGCCAUGCCCCGGCCUCUUUCCUGAGACCUUCCUCUAAAUUUUUUUGUUCAGUUCGUAUCUCACCAGGCAUAUGUCUCUCACUCCUAUGCCAUUGUAAAUGGUUGCACUGUUUUAGCUCCCGACCAGGCUUCCUAGAAUAGCCCAGGUGAUAGUGCCUUAUAGAUAUGCCUCUGUUACAUUAGUGUCAUGGAAAAGGUUGGGUUUUUUUUUAAGUUAUAUUUAUUUUCAUCCCAUUCUAAUUGCACAAAACACUAAAACUUAAUGCAUGGAAUUCCUCUGUUUUUUAAACUGUGUUUUUAGUUUUUAAACUAUCCCUUUUCCAGCUUUGGAGAAAGGGUUUGAACAGAUAUGCAUAGAUAUGAACCAGUUAUUGCUGUACUUUAGCUUUGAGUUGCUCUUACAUAUGUAUAUUCUUUUUUGAGCCUGUUUAUAAACCAGAUUCCUUGCUUUGUGGCUUCAAAAGAAGCAGAUUGGUUCUCUCAGAUGUCUUAAGCCUCUCUGGGGGCUGGAACAGUUGUUUUGAGGUAUUUUCCCCACUCCCACCUCCCCUUUCGGUCAUUAGGUAAUACAGAGAAAAAUCCGAACUGUUCUGAAACACCAACGCACAGUGCCUGUAAAAGUAAAAAAAUCCUGUAACUUUCCAAAUAAAAGCAUAUGGGAACCAUU
Molecule: messenger RNA, 4435 nt
Organism: Rhea pennata
Lineage: Eukaryota; Metazoa; Chordata; Aves; Rheiformes; Rheidae
Gene: ITPKB
Product: inositol-trisphosphate 3-kinase B
Exons: 8
Coding region: 542-2356 (604 amino acids)
Biological process (GO): inositol phosphate biosynthetic process
Cellular component (GO): nucleus; cytoplasm
Molecular function (GO): inositol-1,4,5-trisphosphate 3-kinase activity; inositol tetrakisphosphate kinase activity
Source: RefSeq, a predicted model, not a curated record